Molecule: messenger RNA, 5468 nt
Organism: Pectinophora gossypiella (pink bollworm)
Lineage: Eukaryota; Metazoa; Arthropoda; Insecta; Lepidoptera; Gelechiidae
Exons: 2
Coding region: 789-5282 (1497 amino acids)
Biological process (GO): DNA integration
Molecular function (GO): nucleic acid binding
Source: RefSeq, a predicted model, not a curated record
GUGUGACGAGUCUAGAUAUACCGGCGUCCACGCCGGCGGCCAUUUUGUCAUUACCUUAUUUUUUCUUCUAAUUCUAGUAAACGAUAGUUCGUUUCGUAUUUUCGAGUGAAAUAUUAUUGAAAUUACAGUGAUUUUCUACAGAGUUUUGUGCAUAACGUGUAGUGAAGUUAAAAGUCUAUAACGAGGAUAAUUUGGAUGACGAGUUGCAAGAACGUGAGGAAAUAGAGGACAGUUUUCAUAGCAACAUAGCAUUCGCUAAGGUCAAGUUAGGCACAAUUUCCCUUGCCGAAACGAGUGGACAGGCAGAGCGUGAGAGUGCAACAUACACUCCCAAUGAUUCACAAUGCGCUCAUAGCUGCGGAGGUCAGCAAGACCUUGGUUUCCGUCUUCCAGUCAUUCAAAUCUCAAACUUUGAUGGUACGUAUUUCAAAUGGCUUGAAUUUCGUGACACAUUCGAGUCGUUAAUUCAUAACAAUACGCGGAUUAAGCCGAUCAACAAGUUUCAUUAUUUAUGCUCGUAUCUGCAAGGGGAAGCUGCGCGUGUCAUUUCAAAUCUAGAAGUUUCUGAUAAGAAUUAUAGUGAAGCAUGGGACUUACUUUGCGAGCGAUAUAACAACAAACGCCAAUUGACAACUAAUCACUUAAAUUCCUUGUUUAAAAUUGAUCCUAUCUCACGCGAAUCUGACAAGUCACUCAGGUUUCUAGUGGACCACGUAACUAAAAAUUUACGUGCUUUAAAUAACCUUGGGCAGCCCACAGAUCAGUGGGACACAUUAAUCAUCCAUAUUAUGUCCUCUAAACUAGAUAAUAUUACAAGUUUGAAAUGGGAGGAGCAUAGGUCAAGUUCUAGUAAGGAAAUGCCGUCUCUUGAUGAUUUCUUCAAGUUCCUCAAGGGUCGAGCAGACGUUCUAGAGUCAGUACAAAGAUCUAAACAAGAUAAACAAGUCUCGAGUGGCAACAAUAAUACACAUAACAAGUAUCAAAGGGCUAACAAAUCUGUGAAUGUCAUUUCAGCUAAUCCAGUAAAUUUCGAACAAGUCAAUCGAGGUCUGCAUUGUUUCGUCUGCAAGGGCAAGCAUAGAAUAUACGACUGUCCAGCGUUCCUGUCCAUGAGCAUCGAGGAGCGGAUACAAAAGGCUAGUUCACUGAAGCUCUGUCUGAACUGUCUGCGGAGCGGCCAUAUUGCAGGCGCUUGCAGGUUAAGUAGCUGUCGUAUUUGCAAUGCACGUCACAACACAAUGCUUCAUAAGCCACACACACAGACCAUCACAGCCACUCCUAGUAUUGACAAUGUCAUCCCUACAAGUACCACAAGUACAAGUACUCCCAAUUCAGUCACAAGUGAUGCAAGUACAAGUUCUAUUUCUAUGUCUGUCACUUCCACUAGCCAGGUUGUUCUUUCUACAGCACUAGUGGACAUUGUCAAUCCAGAUAAUAAUCAAGUGGAAACAGUAAAGGUACUGUUAGACUGCGGAAGCAUGUCUUCAUUUAUUACAAGUGAUUUGAAGCAACGGCUUCAACUAGAUACACAAGUGCUAGAUGCCACUACUAUAGUAGGUAUUGGUAAUUCUUCUCUUAAUUUUGCUCCGGAGAGGGGCACUGUUACUGUCAAGUCUAGAUGCAAUCCAUUUAGUGUCACAUUGUCAUGUCUCGUAUUGCCUGAGAUCACAGCCACAUUACCUAGGCGCCCUAUAAACAUGAAACAAUUUAGCUUCCCUAGUAACAUCAGCUUAGCUGAUCCCAGUUUCAAUGUCCCAAGCAAGGUGGACAUGCUUAUAGGCGCGGAUCUAUUUUGGGAUCUUAUAGGCCCACGACAGCAGUCGUUGGGUGCUAAUUUACCCACUCUGCGAGAGUCCAAGUUAGGCUGGUUCUUAGCAGGUCAUAUACGUGACAAACAAACAAGUAAUUUACAAGUGGACAAUUCUAACACAAGUAUUCAAUGUAAUUUUUCAGCACUGGAGAGUCUGCACACCAAACUGAGCAGGUUCUGGGAGCUAGAGGAGCUUCCGACGUCGCAGAAGGCUUCGGAGGCGGGAGUCGAUGCAGGGAACCCAUGCGAGACACAUUUCAUGACACACACCACCCGUUUAGAAGAUGGUAGGUUCUCUGUCCGAUUACCACUAGUAACCACUCCCGACUGUCUCGGAGACUCUUACAGUGUCGCUAAGAAGCGAUUUCUCAAUCUAGAAAAGCGUUUUGAACGCCAUGCCCAGUUAAAGUCUAUGUAUUCCGACUUUAUGAAGGAAUAUGAAGACUUAGGACACAUGUCCGAAUCCAGUCUAUUCAAGCCACCAGUUUCUUAUUUUAUUCCUCAUCACGCGGUGAUGCGAGAGAAAUCCGAGUCCACCAAGCUGCGAGUUGUCUAUGACGCCUCAUGUCGUACGUCGUCAGGCUUUUCCAUCAAUGACCUUCAAAUGAUCGGUCCUAAUAUUCAAGAUUCCCUUUUUAAUAUUCUAGUUCGAUUCAGGGAAUACAAUUACGUCAUGACGGGCGACAUUGAAAAAAUGUAUAGACAGGUACAAGUAGAUGAUUGUGAUCGCGACUUACAGUUGAUACUGUGGAGAAGCGACCCUUCUAGUCCAUUGAAAACAUAUAGGUUAAAUACAGUAACCUAUGGCUUCGCUAGUGCAAGUUACUUAAGUACAAGGUGCAUAUGGCAGUUGGGCGAAGAGAGUUAUGAUCCAUUAAUUAAAACUAUUUUACAAAAUGAUUUCUAUGUUGAUGAUUUGAUUACAGGGGCUCAAACUGAACAAGAACUGCUCUACAUACAAGAUUCUGUGGUCCGAGCCCUGUCAUCGGGUUGUUUUAACUUACGCAAGUUCAGAUCGAAUUCUAGGGGUGUGUUGCAAAAUACGCUAGCUAGUUCUCAUGACAAUUUAACUCUCAGCCAGACAUAUGACACCUUGGGACUUAACUGGAACCCUGAUACAGACACUCUACAAUUUCCAAUGUCUGUACAAGGUCGAGAAUCCAAUGUUACAACAAAACGCUCUAUAUUGUCUCAAACAUUUCAAAUUUUUGAUCCUCUAGGUCUACUUAGUCUAUGUACUAUAAAACCAAAGAUCUUAAUGCAAAGACUUUGGGCUAGCAAGAUUGAAUGGGAUUCAGUUGUUCCUUCCGACAUACAAAGGUCAUGGAAACGAUUCAUUGAUAACCUAUCAUUUAUUUCACACAUUACUAUUCCAAGAAAUGUAAUUAGAGACUUACCUGUUUCAGUCGAGCUUCACGCCUUCAGUGACGCUUCCCAGGCUGCCUACGGUGCUUGCAUCUACGUCAAGUCUAUCGAUCAAGCAGGAAACACGAGCAUUCUUCUCUACUGUGCUAAGGCACGCGUAGCACCGUCUAAGGCGGCUCUCACCAUCCCGCGCCUGGAGCUGUGCGGCGCGCUACUCGCGGCCCGCCUGCUGUGCGCUGUAAAGAGCGCCCUCCGCCGGCAGAUAAGCAAGUCUUACCUGUGGACGGACUCCAGCGUCGUGCUAGGGUGGAUCGCCACCGAACCCUCGAGACUUAAAGUCUGGGUUUCCAAUAGGGUUAGGCAGGUUCAAGAAAUGACAAGUACUUCAUCGUGGCGGUACGUCCCUACCGCUCACAACCCAGCCGAUCUAGCAUCCCGCGGCGUAGACCCACAUCAAGUUCAAGACUCCACCUUAUGGUGGCAAGGUCCAUCAUUUUUGUCUAGGCCUGAAUCCGAGUGGCCUACUCUCUAUUCUCACAAGUGUGACAACCUUCCAGAGUUAAAGGUACACACUACUCUAGUUACGGACUCUAUCAAGGCUAGUAUCGAUAUAUCUAGGUAUUCAAAAUUGCAAUUCUUACAACGAGUCAUUGCUUACAUUUAUCGAUUCAUACAUAAUUGCAAGAACCCCCAUGAUAAGCACACUGGCUCGCUAACUGUCGAUGAGUUAGAGGGUGCAUUCACAUGUCUAGUUAGAAUGUCACAACAAGACUCUUUCCCUCACGAAUUACAGACUUUACAAAGACAAGACAAUCUCAAGCUCAAGUCUAGUAUCGUAUCAUUAAACCCAUUUCUAGAUUCCCAGGGCUUGCUCAGAGUUGGUGGAAGACUGUGCAAUUCACAGUACGAGUACGAGAAGAAGCACCCAGUUUUAUUGCACGCGAAACACCACCUCACUAAGCUCUUAUUUACACAAGAACACCACAGGCUGCUGCACGCGGGACCACAAUUGUUGCUCGCGUCCAUACGAGAACGCAUCUGGCCGCUAGGUGGUAGAGAGUUGGCUCGUCGUACAGCGAGAAGCUGUAUCAAGUGUCGGCGUAUCAGCGCUCAACCUCUACACAACAUUAUGGGUAACUUACCGGCGCAGCGAAUCACACCUGACUACCCUUUUAGUACAGUCGCCGUUGAUUUCGCGGGUCCUUUUAUGAUUACAGACAGGAAGGGUCGAGGCUGUAAGAUAACAAAGGCAUAUCUAUGCCUAUUUAUAUGUUUCAGGUCCAAGUGUGUCCAUCUCGAGGCGGUGAGUGAAUUGUCGAGAGACGCAUUCAUGUUAACACUGCGUAGGUUUAUCGCUCGCAGGGGUAAGCCGAAUGACAUUUUUUGUGAUAAUGGGAGGAAUUUUGUUGCUACUGCUAGGGAGCUAGGUACGUUUUUAUCUAACAAUUCUGACCUCAUUGCGCAUGACGCCAGCACUCAUAACAUAAAUUUUCACUUCUCCCCUGCUUACGCACCUAAUUUUAAUGGACUUGCAGAGGCCGGAAUAAAAUCUGCUAAAUUCCAUUUAAAACGCAUACUAGGCAAUUCUCAUCUAACGUUUGAAGAGAUGUCUACUCUUUUUGCACAAGUCGAGUCAAUCCUUAAUAGCAGACCCCUGUGUCCCUUGUCAUCAUCCCCUAACGACUAUACCCCCCUUACUCCGGGACACUUUCUGAUAGGCAGACCACUAAUGUCACUGCUAUCGCCUUCUCUAGAAGACGAAAAUGCAUCCCGCCUGAACCGCUACCAGCGCAUCGAGCAAGCUAGAGAACAUUUUUGGCGCCGGUGGCAAUCCGAAUAUAUCUCCGAGCUGCAACAAAGGCUUAAAUGGCGUAUUCGUUGCAGAGAUCUGAGACCUGGUGACUUGGUGCUCAUCAAAGAAGACAACACGUCACCACUCCAGUGGCGCUUGGGUCGUGUACAACAACUCUUCCCGGGCGCAGACGGCAUUCCGCGCGUCGCUGACGUGGCUACCGCCAGGGGCAUCGUGCGACGAGCUCUAUCGAAGAUCUGCUUGUUGAAAGCGGACGCUUCCAACGGGGGCGACGAUGUUAGCGCCGUACGCUAGGCAACACUGCUUCCGCCCCUCCCCCCCCGACCAGCGGAUGUUCGCGCCCCGCGCUACAACGUUCUCUCCACCGCGCCACGCCCGACCGCAACGACGCUCUCGAAAUACUACGCGAUUUUAACCUAACAACGACCUUGUAAUUGAUAUAUAUUCAAGCAUUAAACGAUUUCUAUCUAAGUGAAUAAA